Molecule: messenger RNA, 882 nt
Organism: Trichophyton rubrum CBS 118892
Lineage: Eukaryota; Fungi; Ascomycota; Eurotiomycetes; Onygenales; Arthrodermataceae
Exons: 8
Coding region: 1-882 (293 amino acids)
Biological process (GO): telomere maintenance; protein phosphorylation; DNA damage checkpoint signaling
Cellular component (GO): nucleus
Molecular function (GO): protein binding; protein serine/threonine kinase activity
Source: RefSeq, a predicted model, not a curated record
AUGGAGUUCAACAGCAUGAUCAACCGAUUCCUUAUGAGGGAUCUUGAGUCAAAUAAGCGACGCUUGUAUAUCAAAACAUAUGCAGUCACCCCAUUGAAUGAAGAAUGUGGCCUAAUUGAAUGGGUCAAUAACCUCAGAACCCUAAGGGAUAUUGUGACAAGACUUCUCAAAGAUCGAGGCGUGUCCGUGAAUUAUUCCGAGAUACGCCGGAAUUUGGAUGAAGCAUGCUCGGAUGACUCCAAACUUUCAGUUUUCAGGGAGAAAGUAUUGAAGAAGUGUCCGCCGGUCUUACAUGAAUGGUUUGUUGAAACAUUCCCAGAGCCAGCCACAUGGUUUGCGGCUCGCCUAAAAUACACAAGAUCCAGCGCUGUGAUGUCCAUGGUUGGAUAUUCUCUGGGACUUGGUGAUAGACACGGAGAGAAUAUACUGUUUGAGGAAGAGACUGGAGGAAUUCUUCAUGUUGAUUUUAACUGCCUCUUUGACAAGGGAUUGACUUUUGACAAACCUGAACUUGUCCCGUUCCGGCUUACCCAUAAUAUGACUGAUGCGUAUGGGGCAUACGGAUACAACGGCCCUUUCCGGAAGACUUGCGAGCUCACUUUGGGUCUCCUUCGACAAAACGAAGAUUCUCUUAUGACUAUUCUCGAAACCUUCUUGCAUGAGCCCACUACAGAUUUCAUUGGAAAGAAGAAACGACAUAACCCACGCGUUCCAGAUACACCAGAGGGUGUGCUCGAACUUAUCCGUAACAAGCUCCGAGGACUUCUUCCCGGAGAAUCCGUCCCGUUAUCAGUUGGAGGACAUGUGGAUGAACUAAUUCUACAGGCAACUCAAGACAAGAAUCUUGCAGCGAUGUACAUAGGCUGGUGCCCCUUUUUCUGA